Messenger RNA from Fragaria vesca subsp. vesca, 432 nucleotides. RefSeq names its product putative nitric oxide synthase-like. Bases 1 to 432 code for a protein of 143 amino acids. Lineage: Eukaryota; Viridiplantae; Streptophyta; Magnoliopsida; Rosales; Rosaceae. The record is from RefSeq and is a predicted model, not a curated record. Gene Ontology annotation, molecular function: GTP binding; GTPase activity. The transcript is spliced from 7 exons.
AUGGAGCCGUUUCCAGGUCUCCUAAUGCUCAAAACUGUUGAUAUUGUGGACUUCAAUGGUAGCUUUUUGGCUCGUAUGCGUGAUCUGGCCGGUGCGAAUCCCAUAAUAUUAGUCAUUACUAAGAUUGAUUUACUUCCCAAGGGGACUGAUUUUAAUUGCAUUGGUGAUGGGGUUGUAGAGGCCACUGUAAAGAAGAAGCUUAAUGUUUUGAGCAUUCAUCUGAUGAGUUCAAAGUCUUUGGUUGGAGUAGCUGGAGUUGCAUCAGAGAUUCAAAUGGAAAAAAAGGGGCGGGACGUGUAUGUUAUGGUGAGCUUCUUGAUGGGAACUCUGGAAGUUUACUUACUUAGUACUGAGUAUUGGUUUUGUCAAGGCUCCGCAAAUGUUGGGAAAUCAGCUUUUAUCAGUGCUUUACUGAGUAGGUUCAUUAGUUGA